Messenger RNA from Lingula anatina, 3070 nucleotides. RefSeq lists its product as uncharacterized. NCBI's taxonomy places the organism in Eukaryota, Metazoa, Brachiopoda, Lingulata, Lingulida, Lingulidae. Gene Ontology annotation, molecular function: xylan 1,4-beta-xylosidase activity; alpha-L-arabinofuranosidase activity. The record is from RefSeq and is a predicted model, not a curated record. Gene Ontology annotation, biological process: xylan catabolic process; arabinan catabolic process.
UUCAAUCGUAAGUCCAAUAAAACCGAUAAGGUGAAAACCUAAAUUAGGUCAAAUUCUCCAGUCACAUGAUUGGAAAAUGGCGGUUGCAAGGAGGGUGCUCGUUGCUGUCCUGGUAACAUUUCAUUUUUAUGCAUCUUUUACGUUCGACUAUCCAUUUAGAAACACGUCUCUGCCAUGGGCAGAUAGGGUGAACGAUCUUGUAGACAGAUUAACAUUGGAAGAGAUUAUUCUUCAAAUGGCUAAAGGAGGCGCAGGACCGGGAGGACCUGCGCCGGCGAUACCUCGACUGGGGAUCGCCCCCCAUCAAUGGAACAAUGAGUGCCUGCGUGGGGUAGGUUAUGGAGGCACAGCUACUACUUUUCCCCAAGCUCUGGGACUGGCUGCAGCAUUUAGCACAGACCUGAUAUUUCGAGUUGCCAGAGCUUCAGCCACAGAGGCAAGAGCCAAGUACAAUGAUAACAUCAAGAAGGGGAACUACGGAGACCACACUGGCAUCAGUUGUUUUGCUCCUGUGAUAAACAUUAUGAGGCAUCCAUAUUGGGGAAGAAAUCAGGAAACUUAUGGAGAGGAUCCCUAUUUCUCUGGUGUGUAUUCUCAAAACUUUGUCCAUGGCUUACAAGGACAAGACCCACGCUAUGUUCUGGCUAAUGCCUGCUGCAAACAUUUUGACGUCCACGGUGGACCAGAGAAUAUACCUGUGUCACGCUUUGGGUUUGAUGCAAAGGUUUCAGAGAGAGAUUUUAGGACAACCUUCCUCCCUGCAUUCAAGGCUUGUGUUGGUGCAGGCUCUUACAGUGUCAUGUGCAGCUACAACAGACUAAAUGGGAUUCCUACUUGUGCCAACAAAAAACUGCUUACAGACAUAUUGAGGAAAGAAUGGAAUUUCACAGGAUAUGUUGUCAGUGAUGAAGGUGCAAUUGAAAACAUAAUAUCAUAUCAUAAGUAUCUUAAAAACCCUGUGGACACUGUAGCAGCAUGUGUUAACGCUGGAACCAAUUUGGAACUUUCACCAAAUCUCAAUGCCACAGCUGUGUAUAUGUCUAUGGGGAAAGCCAUAGAGGCAGGAAAGCUCACAAAAGAUACAGUCACACAAAUGGUCAAACCUCUAUUUUAUACAAGGAUGAGACUUGGGGAAUUUGACCCACCUCAGAUGGUCCCAUACAGCAAAUAUGACUUAAGUUAUGUUGAGUCCAGAGAACACAGAGAUCUGGCUGUGGAGGCAGCUGCCAAGUCCUUUGUUUUGUUGAAGAAUGCUGGACGUGUAUUACCCCUACAAACUGUACUAAAGUCUGUAGCAAUUAUAGGCCCAAUGGCCAAUGCCUCAUAUCAGAUCUAUGGAGACUACUCUGCCCCAGUGGACACUCGAUACUUCAGGUCCCCACUACAAGGUCUGACCACCAUGGCCCAAAAGGUAUUCUUUGCCCAAGGAUGUGAUGACCUCAACCCAUGCACAAAUUACAACCCAACAGCAGUCAUCAAUGCUGCAGCACAAAACGUGGAUGCAGUGGUGAUUUGUGCAGGAAUAGGUUGGAAUUUAGAAUCAGAGGGCAAGGAUCGCAGUAGUCUCGAGCUGCCAGGCAACCAAUCAAGGCUCAUCAUGGAUGCUGCUUCUGCAGCUAGUGGAAAGCCAGUGAUCCUGUUGCUCUUCAAUGCUGGUCCUGUGAAUGUGCAAUGGGCAAAGGACAGCUCCAAGGUGUCAGCCAUUUUGGCUUGCUUCUACCCAGCACAGGCAGCAGGUGAUGCCAUUAUACAGGUGUUGUGGAACCAAGGGGCUCAUGGUAAUCCUGCAGCCAGGCUGCCUGCUACAUGGCCGGCUAACGAUGCACAGGUACCACCGAUAACAAAUUAUACAAUGAUAGGGCGCACAUACAGGUACUGGAUUGGGCCAGGUGACCCUCUCUUCCCUUAUGGCUAUGGUCUCUCUUAUACAGAGUUCAUGUACUCAGACCUGAUUGUGCCAGUGACUGUGAGAGCUGGAAAUAAUGCCACUAUUGCUGUCAAUGUGACAAAUAUUGGAAGUUUACCAGGAGAUGAGGUUAUUCAAAUAUACAUAAUGUGGAUGGAUUCCAAGGUCGUUGUCCCCAGAUAUCAGUUAGCUGGCUUUGCUAGAGUCAAUAUACAAAAGGGCCAGACAGUCACACACAAGUUUGUCAUCACAGCAGAACAAAUGGCAGUGUGGGAGGACAAUAAGGGAUUUGUAGUUGAACCAGGUCGAAUUAAGGUGUAUGCAGGGGGUCAGCAACCUAACCAGUUCACACAUGCUCCAUCCAAUGUCUUAGAGGCCAUGUUUACUAUUGUUUAACUGCAAAUUUAAAACUCAUGCCAAAGCAGUGCCAUACAGUGUCAAUAGUCUGAGGUCGCCCUGCAUGUCAGGUGUACCGGCUUGCCUUUUUACAUAGUACUUUUGUAAAUGCUAUUUACCAAUCUUUUGUCUAGGGACUGGAUACCAGGAUGAUCUUGUCUGUCUGAUAGAAAUCAUGCAAGAAUUAUGAUAUAAUUCAGCUCAGAAGGAGUAACGCUGUUGUUAAUUGACCGAACAUUCUUAAUAGAAAUGUCAAAUUGGUGAAAAUAGAAUGUAUAUUUUAAUAGUGGGAUGUUUUUUAUCAAACUUUUUUCAUGAAGUUGUUAUCUAUACGUAACAUUUUGCAUUCAGAUGUGAUAUUGAGCUUGAAACAUUCCUGAUUCUUCAGCAAAAUCUCUCUGAAGUGAUGUUUUCUGAUUGAAAAUUAGAUUCUUUUUAUAUUCAAAUGCAUUCUUGUAUUUGUACAUACCUGUGUGAUUGUAAAUGAAAUAAAUGGAAAUGGAGUAAAAAGGACUUUAAGAUUAAAUUUUUAUGACAUUUUAAGCUAUUCUAUAAGCAGAAUUUUGACACUGCAAUUAAACUUUGUCAGGUUUGUUAAAUUAUUUCAUCAUGACUAAUGUUAGAUUUUUAAAAGAGAUUUUUCGUUUGUCCUGUGAGUCAAGUUACACAGUUAUCUUUACAUAAACAAUAAAGCAUUUUAUGACUGUGUUUAAACUAAAAAAUUAUUAUUAUCUAAUUUGGAAAUAAAAUAAUUCACAAAUUGAAAAA